Molecule: messenger RNA, 2127 nt
Organism: Passer domesticus (house sparrow)
Lineage: Eukaryota; Metazoa; Chordata; Aves; Passeriformes; Passeridae
Product: olfactory receptor 14A16-like
Exons: 2
Coding region: 1145-2077 (310 amino acids)
Biological process (GO): G protein-coupled receptor signaling pathway; detection of chemical stimulus involved in sensory perception of smell
Cellular component (GO): plasma membrane
Molecular function (GO): olfactory receptor activity; G protein-coupled receptor activity
Source: RefSeq, a predicted model, not a curated record
AGGAUUCCUCAAUGACAAAAGUUGCCAGGACAAACAGGUCUAGCUGGCUUGGCCUCCCAGGAGCCACCUGUCUCCUCUUCUGCCUUUGAAAUUCUUGGGCUCUGCAUUUUCCUUCCUAUGGAAAAGAACCAUCCUUCUUAUCUACACAGAAAUGGCUGAAAUUGGGAUUCCACCUCACAAAUUCCCUAUGUCCAAGGGUUGCUUUCAGACAAAAGCUACCAGGACAGAGAGGCCUGGCUAGCCUAGGCCUCUGAUGGCCACCGUUCAUCUGCCCCUCAAACACCAGUGUUCCAUGCUUUCCUUCCUAUAGAGAAGAACUGUCCUUCAUCUCUGGGUGUCCAUGUCUGAAAUUGGGAUUCUACCUCCAAAAUUCUGUAUAUCCAAGGGCUGCUCCCAGGCAAAAUCUGCCAGUACCAUCAAGUCUGGCUGGCCUUGGCCUCUGGUGAUUGCCCCUACAACACUGGGGCUUGGUUCUUUCCUUCCCAUGGAGAUCCCUGGGACACUGUGGGGACCUCAUGGAACCAAGGGGAUCAUUGUGGCACCACUGGAGCCCAUGGAACCAAGGGGCCGUGGUGACACAGCAGGGCUUCAUGGAGCCCAGAGACCAUUAUGACUCUGUGGGGCCUGAUGGAACCAUGGAGAGCAUUAGGACCCUUCAAGGCCUCAUGUCACCAAGGGGGAAUUAUGACACCUCAGGGCCUCAUGGAAGCAAGGGACCAUUGGGACACUAUGGGGCCCCAUGGAGCCAAUGGAACAUGGAACAGGUCUGGUUGGCUUGGCCUCCCAGGGGCCACCUGACAGGUCUGGCUGAUCUUGGAAUGUCAAGGACUGGCUCUCAUCAGCUCCUGGAGCACUGGGGCUGCAUGCUUUCCAUGCUACAGUAAAGAACUAUCCCUCUUUUUAGAUGCCCAUUGGCAAAACUGAUACUUUCCCUAAAAAAUUUCCUCUAUGCAAGGUGGUCACCUCUCAUCUGCCCCUGAAAUACUGGGGCUCUGUUCUUUCAUUCCUUUGGAAAACAACUGGCCUUUCUGCCAAGGGACCAUGGCCAAAAUUAGAAUUUGGUCUCCCAAAUUCCGUAUAUCCAAGCAUUGGUCCCAGACAAAUAUAGCCAGGACAGACAGAUCCCUAUGCCAAGACACUUGAAAUGUCCAACAGCAGCUCCAUCAGCCACUUCCUCCUGCUGGCAUUGGCAGACACGCGACAGCUGCAGCUCCUGCACUUCUGCCUCUUGCUGGGCAUCUCCCUGGCUGCCCUCCUGGGCAACGGCCUCAUCAUCAGCGCCGUAGCCUGCGGCCACCACCUGCACACGCCCAUGUUCUUCUUCCUGCUCAACCUGGCCCUCAGCGACCUGGGCUCCAUCUGCACCACUGUCCCCAAAGCCAUGCACAAUUCCCUCUGGGACACCACCACCAUCUCCUACACAGGAUGUGCUGCUCAGCUCUUUUUCUUUCUGUUCUUCAUCUCAACAGAAUUUUAUCUCCUGACCACCAUGUGCUACGACCGCUAUGUGUCCAUCUGCAAACCCCUGCACUACGGGACCCUCCUGGGCAGCAGAGCUUGUGCCCACAUGGCAGCAGCUGCCUGGGCCAGUGCCUUUCUCACUGCUCUAAUGCACACAGCCAAUACAUUUUCCCUGCCCCUGUGCCAUGGCAAUGCCCUGGGCCAGUUCUUCUGUGAAAUUCCCCAGAUCCUCAAGCUCUCCUGCUCCAAAUCCCACAUCAGAGAACUUGGGCUCAUUGCUGUUAGUGCCUCUUUAUCAAUAUGUUGUUUUUUGUUCAUUGCUUUCUCCUAUGUGCAGAUCUUCAGGGCUGUGCUCAGGAUCCCCUCUGAGCAGGGACGGCACAAAGCCUUUUCCACCUGCCUCCCCCACCUAGCUGUGGUCUCUCUGUUCACCAGCACUGCAGUGUUUACCUACCUGAAACCCCUCUCCAUCUCCUCCCCAUCCCUCGAUCUUGCCCUAUCAGUUCUGUACUCAGUGGUGCCGCCAGCCCUGAAUCCCCUCAUCUACAGCCUGAGGAACCAGGAGCUCAAGGCUGCAGUGUGGAGACUGAUCACUGGAUACUUUCAGGAACAUUAAACUGCUGGAGAAUUUCUGCAAGUCACUUGUAAUAAAAGUAAUCUUUGAUA